AUGGGGCCUCCCAUCGAGAUCAAAUCGUGGACCAAAAUCCUCCAAUACUGGGCGAAAGGAGAUCCUCAGGCUCGGGAAACGACGAAACGCCUUAUGAGACAUCGGCUGAACGGCUACACUGCUGUCACCGACGCGCCCUGCUCACAACUCGUUCCGGAACUGCUCGAAAUAUACCCCGACGCAAAAGUGAUCUGUAACGUCCGAGAUCCAGAAGCGUGGGCAAAGAGCUUGGCUCAAAUUUGGAGUUUGGCCCUCAUGUGGUUCCUCCGCGGCGUCCUCCUUCCAUUGCCUAGCAUGCGACACUUCCCUAGCUACAUUUCUCUGCUUUCUGUUCAAUGGAGGAAUCUGUACGGGCAAAACUCCGAAGACCAUGGGGUCAACACAUAUAAACGCCUGGGGUAA
Molecule: messenger RNA, 402 nt
Organism: Penicillium argentinense
Lineage: Eukaryota; Fungi; Ascomycota; Eurotiomycetes; Eurotiales; Aspergillaceae
Product: NAD dependent epimerase/dehydratase
Exons: 1
Coding region: 1-402 (133 amino acids)
Source: RefSeq, a predicted model, not a curated record